Molecule: messenger RNA, 637 nt
Organism: Linum trigynum
Lineage: Eukaryota; Viridiplantae; Streptophyta; Magnoliopsida; Malpighiales; Linaceae
Source: the annotation of a GenBank genome assembly
AGUGUGUGUCUGAAUGAGGGGAAAAGAUGGCUGGAGUUGACCACACAAAUUGGCCACAUACUUGAGAAAAUGGUUGAGAAGAACAAGCCAUCUGAGUAGGAUAUUGAGGAGCCGAUGACGGAGGAGGUUCCUUCUCCCUUUGUUGAGCCUCCUUCGUCAUUUGUGGAGCCAACUCUGGCUUCCAAGGGUGAGGCAAUUGAGCCAACUCCGAUGUCCGGGGAGACGCCCACUCCGGCGUCUGUUAAGAAGGCCACUCCGACGUCCGUUGAGAAGGCCACUCCGGUGCCCGUGGCGGCUCCAGUUACUUACCAGCGAAGAAUACCUGUUCCAAGUACUGCUUCUUCAGCACCAACGGUGGAGGUGGUUAUUGAAGGCGACGAGGGGGAGCUUACGACCUUAAAAUGGAAGAGAAUAGACAUGAAAACUCCACGCUUCGAGAGGUCGAUGAGAAAGCCAGAAGUAUUAUCCAGCUAUGUCCUCUCCAACACUGUUACUUGCAAGUUGGACCCUUUGCAUAAGGCGAUAGUUGAUUUCUCACUUAGUACGAGAGAUGAGAACGAGUAAGUAUUCAAAUGUUAUCCCAACAAUAUUCAUUUUAUUAUUUACACGUGCGUUUUCAUAAAAGUGUGUUAAAUAC